AUGGCAGACGAAAGAAAUUUUCGAUCAUCGUAUUAUGAAAAAGUUGGAUGCCGUGGUGUAGAAGAGAAGAAAUCUUUGGAAAUACUAAUGAAAGAGAAGCCCUGGGACAGGGUAAAACUAAAACAGUUUUGUUUACGUUUCACUGUACCUGCUGCUUAUAGGAAUUUAGUAUGGAAAGUGUUACUUGAUAUCCUGCCAGUGUAUGCAGAUUCUCACCAAUUUGUAGCUGAACAGAGAACAGACCAGUAUAACCAUUUGCUGUAUGCCGUAGAGAGGUUAGAACUAGUUGAUAUGAAGGCUCCUCGGAGUGAAAUCUUGCUAGCCAUGUGGCUUUUAGAACUUGAAGAGAUAACACCACCUAAAUUUCCUGAAACUGGAUAUAGUUCCUUGGACACAUUUAUACCAAUAGCAAACACAUUACUUGAAUUAUAUGAUGAUGAAGUUGAUGUGUAUUGGUUAAGCAAGACUCUAACAGAUAUUGUACAAAAUAUGCAAAAAGAUUUACCAAAAUUGAAGGAAGCUUUCCAAAGUAUGCUGGAGAAGGAGGAUGGGGAGCUUUAUAAUCACCUAGCUGAAAUAAAAGCACUAGAUAUUCUUCCUCUGACAAAAUGGUUUAACUGCUGCUUUGCCGGGGUCUUGGAUGACACUUCUCUUACAAAGAUAUGGGAUAAAAUUUGCAGCGGAGCACCAAAGAUCCUGUCCUUUGUGGCUGUAAUGCUUAUUAUUACUUUAAGGAGGAACAUAUUAAAAGCUAAGAAUGGAGAAGAAGUACUAAAAUGUGUUUCUGAGAUACCAGAACAGUGUGAAGAAGUAGUAGCGAAUAAGGCAAUAGAGUUAUGGCAGUACUAUGCUCAGCCACAGAAUGAACAACUGGCAAAGAAA
Brenthis ino (lesser marbled fritillary) is the source of this 882-nucleotide messenger RNA. Lineage: Eukaryota; Metazoa; Arthropoda; Insecta; Lepidoptera; Nymphalidae. The record is from the annotation of a GenBank genome assembly.